Messenger RNA from Tachysurus fulvidraco (yellow catfish), 1413 nucleotides. RefSeq names its product E3 ubiquitin-protein ligase TRIM7-like. The coding region runs from base 572 to 1105 and encodes 177 amino acids. The record is from RefSeq and is a predicted model, not a curated record. Lineage: Eukaryota; Metazoa; Chordata; Actinopteri; Siluriformes; Bagridae. The transcript has 4 exons.
UCUCUUGUCUAAAGAUCUGCUGCUGUGUCCGAUCUGUGUGGAUGUGCUCAUUGAUCCAGUCACCACUCCAUGUGGACACAACCUCUGUAAGAGCUGCCUUACACAGUGCUGGGACAUGAAUAAACACUGUCGCUGUCCAUUAUGUAACAAGAAAUUCACCAAGAGACCUGAACUGAAGAUUAAUACAACACUGAGAGAGGUUGCAGAUUACUUCAAGAAGAAAAGUGGUUCUGACAAACCUGAGGUUCUUUGUGAUGCCUGCAGUGGAGAGAAGCUGAAGGCCCUAAAAUCCUGUCUGGAUUGUGGACUGAGUUUCUGUAAAAUUCAUUUAGAGCCACAUUAUCAUGUUCCAAAACUUAAGAAACACAAACUAAUAAACCCUGUGGAGAACCUGUAGGCCUACAUAUGCCAGAAACAUGAGACAGUUCAGGACUGACUGAAGAAGAUAAAAGAGAUCCAACACUCAGUAGAGCAAAGCAAAAGAAGCACAGAGAAAGAGAAAGCAGACAUUGUUGAAGUCUUCACUGCUCUGAUUCGCUCUAUUGAGAGAAGUCAGGCUGAGCUGCUGGAGAUGAUGGAGGAGAAGCAGAAAGCAGCAGAGAGGCAGGCUGAAGGACUCAUUAAAAAGCUGGAGAAGGAAAUCAGUGUGCUAAAGAGAAGAGACACUGAGCUGGAGCAGCUCUCACACACUGAGGAGCAUCUCCACGUCCUACAGAUUUACUCCUCCAUGUGCAGCCCUCCACACACCAAGAACUGGACUGAGAUCAGCAUUAACACUGAUGUGAGUGUGGACACUGUGAGGACAGCUCUGUCUCAGCGUCAGGAGACUCUGAAUGAGAAACUCACUAAAUCACUCAAAGACAAGUUAAAGGAAACAGUUUCCACAGAACUGAAGAGGAUUCAGCAGUAUGCAGGUACAGUGAGCUUUCUGAUUUCCUCUCAUAUUAAAAUGUACAUAUCAGCAUCACACCACUGCAUCAUCAGACUUAUUAUCAUCUGUAGAUCUCUCCAGAUACAAGGAGUAUUAAAGUGUCUCAUUAUCCUCCUCACUAUAGCUCCUUAUUACUGCCAUGCACUAAAGCCCUUAAACCCUUUACUACUUUAGAACCACUGAUCAUCUUCUUACAUUUCACAAAUAAAAUAAUGCAGGAACAGAUGUAUGUUUGUACAGAGAUUAACUUUAUAACUUUUUUAACUGCAUGAUAAAAGAUGGAUUUCUUUGACUAUCAGUGGUAAAUGUAAUCUUUAUGCUGUCCAAAAGGUGAGAGUUUUAAAGUCAUGCAGUUAGAAAAGAGUUUUUAUACCAUGCGGUGUUUCUGUCAUUUACAAAUAAACUUGAAGUCAUGAAUGUAUUCUACAAAUAUAUAUUUUGACACUAUCACUAACUGAGAGAGCUUCAUUUAGAAAAGAGAG